Sinocyclocheilus grahami is the source of this 2811-nucleotide messenger RNA. RefSeq names its product cdc42-interacting protein 4 homolog. The record is from RefSeq and is a predicted model, not a curated record. Lineage: Eukaryota; Metazoa; Chordata; Actinopteri; Cypriniformes; Cyprinidae. Gene Ontology annotation, molecular function: protein binding. The coding region runs from base 279 to 1547 and encodes 422 amino acids. The transcript is spliced from 11 exons.
AGCUGGAAACUGGCUCCGGUGGCUCCUUUAAGAAUUAGGGAUCUGGGAGUGACGCGGCAAUGAAAUCCAGUUGAUCCCUCUCUCGCUUCGAGACGAAAAGUAUUUGCGCCACCGCAAAGUAGCUAGCGCUGGAGAUCCGUCGCGAUUUGUUCAGCGUUGCGCGUGAAUGUGGGAAAGGAAAUUACUCGCUUUCUGUGAUCCUGUUUUGAACAUAUGUUACUCUUGUAAGUUGGGAUAACUUUUCAGCCUAAUAGAGUGGAGUGCUAGGAGAGCUGAACAUGGACUGGGGCACUGAGCUUUGGGACCAAUGUGACAUCAUUGAUAAACACACACAAUCUGGGCUGGACCUGGUGGAGAAAUACGUGAAGUUUGUAAAGGAGCGAACAGAAAUCGAACAGAAUUACGCCAAGCAGCUAAGGAAUUUAACCAAGAAAUACAGCCCUAAACGAGGCAGCAAAGAAGAGCAGGAAUGCAGGUUCUCCAAUCACCAGGCCUUUCUGGACAUCCUGAAUGAGAUGAACGACUAUACGGGCCAGAGGGAGCUGAUCGCUGAGAACAUGAUGAUCAAUAUCUGCAUCGAGCUCACAAAGUACCUGCAGGAGCUCAAACAGGAGCGCAAGAUGCAUCUGUCAGAAGCCAAGAAAGCACAACAGUCUCUGGAGAGCACCUACAAGCAGCUUGACAAUAGUAAAAAGCGAUUUGAGAGAGAGUGGAGAGAAGCAGAGAAGGCUGCUCAAUGUGCAGAGAAAACGGAUCAGGACCUCAAUGCUACCAAAGCCGAUGUGGAAAAGGCCAAACAGCAGGCACAUAUGCGAACGCACAUAGCAGAGGAGUGUAAAAACGACUACGCUUCACAACUUCAGAAGUACAACAAAGAACAGAAUCAGUUCUACUUCACGGACAUGCCUCUUGUUUUCAAUAGGCUGCAGGACAUGGAUGAACGGCGUAUCAAAAAGUUGGCGCACGGUUACAUCCUGUUUGCAGACACGGAGCGUCACGUCAUGCCCAUCAUUGGGAAGUGUCUGGAGGGCAUGACCAGAACUGGCACGAAUGUCAACGAGAGGAAUGACUCUGUGGUUCUUAUAGAGCAACACAAGUCUGGCUUCGAGAGACCAGGAGAUGUGGAGUUUGAGGAUUACAGUCAGGGCAUCAACCGGGCCUCCUCAGACAGCAGCCUGGGCACUCCUAAAGGUCCUCUAGAGUUGCUCGGCAAGAACAAGAAUAAAACAUUCCGGUUGUUCAAUAAGAAGAGCAAGGUAGGCUUCACUACUCCUGGAACUAUCUCUGAUGACACUGACUCUUCCCAGGCCAUCUACACUGAAUUUGAUGACGACUUUGAGGAAGAGGAACUCGCUGCACCUAUUGGUCAAUGCACAGCACUCUACAAUUUCCCAGGCUCCAGUGAGGGAACCAUCUCCAUGCAGGAAGGGGAGGUGCUGUCUGUAGUGGAGGAGGAUAAGGGAGACGGAUGGACACGAGUGCGCCGGAACAACAGGGACGAGGGCUAUAUCCCGACUUCUUAUGCUACCAUCACUCUUAAUAAAUGACCUCAUCCCCUUUCCACCCGCUGCAGCAGUGAUGGACUAUACCAAACACUAUUAGUUGCUUCAGAUUACCACUCAUGUCCCAACAUGGCUUGCUGCUCCUCUCAGAGGGAUCAUUUAAGGGGGAAUCACUGCACAUUGGGCUAAUACACUCCUCCUCUAAGGAUGAAUGAGUAUCUCAGGGUGUGUAUUAUGUGAGUAAAUGAGGUAGAGAAGGUUGGAAUAAUUUUUCUCCUUAUUUUGCAUGAAAAACGAUGUAGCAGGGUGCCAUGUAUAAAUGCAACUAUUGCUCAACAGACACAUCAGUUCCUGUGGUGACUCUUAUGGUGACUUUUGAUAGCAGUCUAUCAGCAGAGCUGAGAUAUUUUGUCUGACGUCCUUCACUAAGAUCUUCCAUCUGCAACUUGAUGAUAUGAUUCUGCAUCUGGAGCGAAAAGCGUAACUAUCUCCGCUGGCAGAAAUCCAGCAGCGUUUUAACUUGAAGUAUUUGCUUUGAUGAUCCGAGUGGCCAAAAAUGAUGUUUUACAGCAGUAAGUGUUGCAUAUGCUUCCUUAAAUGUGCAGUAACAUGAAUACCACAUCUAUGAGUCAAUAAGACCUAACAUUUUUGUCUAUAGAAAAUACUGAGCUCCCAAGUAAUAUUAAUUAACUCCCUCUUUCUUUCUUUUUUAAGACUGUUACACAAAUACACAAGUUGACAUACUCAGCAAAAUUAUGACAAUCAAAGUCUCAAUCUGCAGAAAAACCACACUUCUCAAAUCUACGAAUAUGUAGUACAUUAAAUAGUUUGUUGAAAUAAAAGAAUAUAAUUUAUUGAGUAUAUAAAUAAGUGUUUGUAUAAUAAACAAUCAAUCACAUUUAUAUAAGAGUUGACUGCACACAUUUGCUAUUUCAGAUAGAUCAACAAUGCACAGUGUACUCGCAGUUAAGAAAAACUAUUUUAGGUGACAAAAGCAAAUUUAGGAGUUUCAUAUAUAGAUAUAUGAAAUAAUAUAUUUUAGGCAUCACAACACCACUAUUGUCUUAUUAGCUUUCUGUUCUUGAUGAAUAAAGAUUGUAUAGUUAAUAGCUUUCUAAAUACAAGGGUCCGAGCCUCUUGUGUUCAGCAUUUGUUUUGUUUGUCUUUGAGCAAGUCCACGGCAGAACUGUUAAUGUUUGGCCAAGUCAAGGUGCCUUCAACUUUGUAUAUGUACCAUACUCAGAAUACGUUAUUUUAUUGUCUUUAUAAAUGUCAAGCACAUUUCCAAGUUGACAAGAUUUCCUGUUGU